CUCCUCCUCCGCCGCCGAAGAAGAGGAGGAAGACGAAGAAGGCGACGAAGAAGAAGAGGAGGCGAAGGGAAUGGCGUUUAGGGCUCGGGAGAUCUACAAGAAGAUCGUGCGGAGGGUGGGGGGCGAGGAGGCGCUCCCGAGGGAGGUGAUGGAGUCGGUGAAGAAGAUGCUUCCCAACAACAAGGUCGUUAUGGGGCGCGCCAAGCGCGGCAUCUUCGCGGGACGACACAUCCAGUUCGGCAACAAGGUCAGCGAGGAUGGCGGUAACAAGUCGAGGCGAACAUGGAAACCAAAUGUACAAGAGAAGCGCCUCUUCAGCUACAUCCAUGACCGACACAUUCGGGUCAAAGUAACAACUCACGCUCUCCGCUGCAUUGAUAAGGCUGGCGGUAUUGAUGAGUACCUCUUAAAGACGCCCUAUGACAAAAUGGAGACUGAGAUGGGCUUAGUGUGGAAGGCCAAGAUCGAGAGAAUGUAUGCGGAGUUAGGGAAUAUGGAGGUCGGCUUCUUUUCGCCUGAAGAGGAGGCUAAGAUCGAGAAGGGCUUUGAAGAAGCCAAAACUGCGAAGAGGGAGGCCCGCAGGGAGGCAAGAAGAGCUUUGGCAAAGCAGAGACAGGAAGAGGAAGGAAAGUUGGAUGGUGAUGAUCAAGAAGCGAAAGCAACAGCUAUUGAGGAAGGAGCCUCUGACGAUGCGAGAAAGGCCAAGCAUGAAGAAGCUUCUAAUCCCCAAUGACUGGUGAGUAAAAUAUAGUGGGCAGGGAAAUUGUUGCUGAUCAACACCUUCGGAUAGAAUCGGGGAAUAAGCAGGGGCUCGGACUUGUCAAGUGGAAAAUUUAACUAUUCAAGUAGAGUAUCAGCAUCUGUAUUCUUAGGAGGAUUUUAUGAUCUCUUGUUUGUAGCCAUGGUAUCGGCUUUUUGCUGAGGAGUUCCUGAGGCGGUCCCUUCGGUCUUAUUAUCACUAUUUUCAUGUUUGAUGCAUGAUUUGUACAGCCAUUUAUAUUGAGCUGAGUACUACUUCACUGAGAUGGUGCCCUUUUAUCUAAUUAUUAUUGUCAUUUCACUUGAAAUUUAUGUUAACAAAUUUAUUGUACUCAAUACUAUUUUUUUUUUUCCAUA
Ananas comosus (pineapple) is the source of this 1116-nucleotide messenger RNA. RefSeq names its product 54S ribosomal protein L24, mitochondrial. Gene Ontology annotation, molecular function: structural constituent of ribosome. The coding region runs from base 71 to 733 and encodes 220 amino acids. Lineage: Eukaryota; Viridiplantae; Streptophyta; Magnoliopsida; Poales; Bromeliaceae. The record is from RefSeq and is a predicted model, not a curated record. Gene Ontology annotation, cellular component: mitochondrial large ribosomal subunit. The transcript is spliced from 3 exons.